This is a messenger RNA of Triplophysa rosa, 6109 nucleotides long. It is a transcript of the gene b3gat1a, whose product is annotated as beta-1,3-glucuronyltransferase 1 (glucuronosyltransferase P) a. Gene Ontology annotation, biological process: carbohydrate metabolic process; chondroitin sulfate proteoglycan biosynthetic process. Gene Ontology annotation, molecular function: galactosylgalactosylxylosylprotein 3-beta-glucuronosyltransferase activity. Bases 891 to 1967 code for a protein of 358 amino acids. Gene Ontology annotation, cellular component: Golgi membrane. The record is from RefSeq and is a predicted model, not a curated record. The transcript has 9 exons. Lineage: Eukaryota; Metazoa; Chordata; Actinopteri; Cypriniformes; Nemacheilidae.
GGUAUUUGCCAUUAGUGAGCACAUCUUAAGCGAGGGGGGUCUCUGCGAAGAGGCUACGCUAGAGCCACAUAAACACAUUCACAGAUGUAUCUCCAUGCGUUCUGACAGCCGGACUCAGCCACAGCCGUGACACUGAACGUAGAGGAAGAAAUCAAGGGUCGGACGGAGAGCGACCACCAAGCAAAUAACCACACCAUUACUGCGGGGUCUUGCCAACAUCCCUCUCCCUCGGAUCGUGGGCUUGAGUGGACAGGAGAGAGAAGAAAGGGGGGUAAAUCUACCGGCUCGAUCGUCCUCCAGGCUUUUAAUUACGGUCCAUGUUUCCACUCUGAUCCUAAAGCUCAAUCCAGAAGCUACAGCACAAACAGAAAAAGAAACACGCGACUUGAUUGAAAACAAAGAGCAGCAGAGGAGAUAAAGAAAUAAAGAGAGACAAAGAGUAAAAGAAGGAACAGGGAUUUUUUUGAUGAAUGAAGCAUCAGUCAGCAUGUGGUGGAAAUAGCUGCAGCUACAUAAGCCGCCUGCUGAGGACGUGACAACCCACGUGGUCUGGAUGCCAGCAGCUGCCUCUCGGAGCCCCAGACGCCCACUGGCAAUCUGAGAAACGGCCUCCGUUUCUGUGCUCCAGACCCCCUCCGGUCCGCGAGGGACUAGUGAGGAUUAUUGAGUCUUGGGAUUAGUGAAGUGUUCACUUUGGCCGUGGGAGAAAGGGCAAACUAUUACUCGUACGUUGGCUACAUCAGAGCAUGAGGUGCUCUGGGAGCCGGCAGCGUGGUGGAUGACCUCCAGGAUGCGGCCGUCCCAGGUGGACCUUACGCUUGUGCCCAUCCGCUGUUUCUGAGGAGAUCCAGAUCGUAUUGUAAUGACCACGCAUAGAACCAGCCCUGGAGAUGCCGAAGAGAAGAGAUAUUCUUGCCAUCGUGUUGAUUGUGUUACCGUGGACCCUUCUCAUCACUGUGUGGCACCAAAGUGCGAUUGCCCCCCUGCUUGCCAUCCGAAAGGUCUGUCACCAUCUAGUAAAAGAGAUCUUAAUCAUACCAGAGCGACUAACCAUCCACCGACAGCGGCUAGCAGAUGAUGGGACGGAGGCCAGACACGAGGCCGGUCCGGCCACAGACUCGAAGGAAUACUGCUCACAAGACAAGGACAUAGUUGAGGUGGUCCGUACGGAAUAUGUGUACACACGACCCCCACCCUGGUCAGAUGUAUUGCCCACCAUCCACGUCAUUACCCCGACAUACAGCCGCCCGGUGCAGAAGGCUGAGCUAACGCGACUGGCAAACACUUUCCUCCAUGUGCCCAACCUACACUGGAUCCUAGUGGAGGACUCUCAAAGGAGAACCCCUUUAGUUACGCGGUUGCUGAGGGAGACGGGACUUAACUACACGCACCUCAACGUGGAGACCCCGAGGAACUAUAAGCUGCGGGGGGACACGAGAGAUCCCAGGAUUCCUCGAGGAACCAUGCAGAGGAACCUGGCUCUGAGAUGGCUCCGGGAGACAUUCAGCUCCAACAGCAGCCAGGCGGGAAUCGUCUACUUUGCGGAUGAUGAUAAUACGUACAGUUUGGAGCUCUUUGAGGAGAUGCGCUCGACCCGUAAGGUAUCAGUCUGGCCCGUAGCCUUUGUUGGAGGUUUACGGUACGAGUCUCCAAAGGUCAAUGCAGCAGGGAAAGUCUAUGGCUGGAAAACGGUUUUUGACCCUCACCGACCCUUUGCCAUUGACAUGGCAGGUUUUGCCAUCAACCUGCGGCUCAUUCUCUUAAAGCCUCAGGCCUACUUCAAGUUGAGGGGGGUGAAGGGGGGCUACCAGGAGAGCAGCUUGCUCAGAGAGCUGGUCACUCUCAAUGACCUGGAACCAAAAGCUGCCAACUGCACUAAGAUUCUUGUGUGGCACACCCGGACGGAGAAACCUGUACUGGUAAACGAGGGAAAGAAAGGCUUCACAGACCCUAAUGUGGAGAUCUGACAUCUGCUUCGUCAACGAGAUGGUUACUGCAAGACCCAAAGCGGAUGUCAGAGCGUCUUUACCACCUUGAACAGUUAGGAAGGCUUCUCCUGUAAACCACAAUUUAACAAGCUCAUAUGGACCUCAUCUAAAGCACAGAUUCGUUUUUUUUAAGCCAACAUGAUCAGUAUUUUAUCAGAACAAACGUCAGGGCCAGGUGGUGCGAGACACAUACAGACCGAAUGGAAAUAGUGGAAUAUAUUGAUAGUGUUAGAAAUCUGAGAACGGGAUCUUCCUCCAUCCAGGAGAACUCUGCAUCAGGAAGAGCUGUGAAUAAUGGUGACGCCAGUCUCGUGAACAGGUUUAACAGGCUGAGCCGGCACUUGACACGGUGUCAACAGUGAACGUUGAUCCGUUUAAGAGACGUUUACGUUCCUUUACGUCUACAAGACUGAUAUUUGAACACAAAGAAGGGAAUGUCUUCUUUUUACAUGUGUAUUUUUAAGUUUAUGUUUUGUUGUUUACAUUUACACUGUCUUGCUAGCACAGCACUACUGAUCUUCAGAUUUUUGCCUCAAAGUCAAAUUCAGCUUCACUCGGCAGUAAUAAACCAUUAUACCAUUUACCAGGGCUGGCUGCUAUACUGGACUUAGAUAUCACAAAGUUGUAACGUUUGUCUAAGACCUUAAUGAUAUGAAUAGCACUUGAACUUUGUCCUGUGUUCCUGUGGGGACACGCAUUGUAAAUAUAACUUAAAGAUGAACAAUCAUAGACUUCAAAGUAAAGUGAUCUAGCAUUCAACUGAACAAGCAAUGUAACUACUGUAUUUGUACCUAAGUGUAAAGUAUGAAACAAACAUCAUUUACCACAACAUCCGCAUAUAACACAUUAAACUUUGCACUUACGUUAACACCAAAGGAGAAGGUGGAGAAGGGUUUGGUAUUUCAGAAUGAGGGUAUUUUCACAAGUACAUUCAGUAUUAAAUGGGUUCGCCUUAGAGAGCUGCUCAGAGCUCGCCUCAGUAAAUAUUCAGCUGAAGAAUACAUCAAACCCAAGCUGUGGGCUUUAAAUCUGCAGAGGGUCGUACAGAGAUGUUGCUUUGCUAAUAAAGCUAACAUUGAGACUGUCAGAACACAUAAUGUCUGGUUUCAUAAAACAGCUAUUUUCCUAUAUCAAAAAUGAAGAGGCCGCAUAUGCAUAUUCUGGGUAUCUUGUGGAACAUCACUAAAACUGCAUGGGCAAAAAUAUUAAACUGUGGUAGUUUGGUUAUAAAUCUGGCCUGAAAGCCUGGCUUCAUUGGGUUGUGAAUGGGGAAAGUUCACCCAAAAAGGAAAUUUGUUUAAUCAUUUACUAAUCCACAUGUCAUUACAAACCAGUAUAACUUUCUUCUGUAGAGCACAAAAGAAGAUAUUUGGAAGAAUGUAGGUUACCAAACAACAUUGCCCCCCCUUUUGUGUCCAUACAAUAUCUUUUGUGUUUCAUAUACAGGAGUCAUAAACAGGUUUUUAACAACGUGAGGAUGAAUAAAUGAUGACAGAUUUUUUUAUUUUGGGUGAACUAUCUCUUUAGCGUUUUGAGACUUAAAGCAGCAAGUCAUUAGUCCUCUCUGCAGCCAACUAUACUCAACAUACUGUAAACACUGUAUGACAAUGUCAUGGAAAGUAUACAGAGAAUCCCUAAUCCUGAGCACACAACAGACAGAAAGAAUAAAUGAACAAACGAAAGGAAUAAGAGAACAGACAGCCCUUCAGCUGUUUCAUACAUCAGACACUUAUACUCCCACACAUUUACGGGUAGAUGUCACUUUUGCUAUAUUAAAGGCUACACAUAAGCAGCGUAUGAAACACAUGGUCAAGCACAAAUUGUUCUUUAUAGUCAGAAUUGUAUUGUGGCUUGGGUGGCUGAACAGUGAGAUUUCAAAGGGUUGGUAAUUCUUGUACUGUCACUUUAACCGCCCAUAAUUACUUCAUCAAUCAGUGGUGAGGCUUAGGGUGCAUAGCACAUGUUUAAUGGAAUAUAACUUUUCAAACUUUGAAGAUACAGCUUACUCCUUGUGGGAUGUGAUGGAUUAUUGCUUUAGGACGUUUCGGCAAAAUGACUCCUCGUUUCUUUGUCAUUUCUGAAGUUUGUGAGAAUCAAAGUCUUUUUUUGAGUGCGCACAUAACACACUGCUCUGAGCUCUUAUCUGCGGCUAACAAAGUACCACAUCCCUACUGAGUUUCAAAAGCCUCUUCAGCUCACAGGGUCCUUCUGAGCAACCACACAAUACACAUGCAGGCUAAUGAAGGACGGGAAUGGAAAGAGGGAGAGCAUCAUUAAAAUGGAAGUCUCGUGUUUGAAGCAUUUCUUUAUUUCAGGGUUUUUGUGCAAUUAGCAAGUUAUGUCCCUUAAAAGAUGAACACCAUAAAAGAUGAGGACAUUAUUGUGGUAUGACAUGUUCGCAUGUUUCUGGAGAUGAUUGUAAUAGCAUUCAUUUGAUUCAGAGAUCAUGAGGGUCAACUUCUUUGCCAGCUUGGUCUUUCAUGCAGAAAUCUCUCUGAAGUAAAUAAAUAGUUCACCUCAAAAUGAAAAUAAUAUUAUGUAUUAUUCGUCCCUGUGUUGCUCCAAACAUGUAGCUGUUGUUUUUCCUGUGAAAUACAAGCAAUCUUGGCUCAAUAUGCUGUCAAUUCACUAUUUUCUGAAAGCAAAAGAGGCAGGAUAGACAACUGAGUUUAUGAUGGCUUAAAUUUUGAUUUGUUUUUACACAGGCCUAUAACAUGCCUUCGGAAAUCUUAGUUCUCAUAAACUAGUUGUAUAAUGUACUGCUAUGAUAGUUUAAUGGGUUUUUUUUGUUUACUGACAUAAAUUGUUAUAUGGCAAGAGCAAAGCCAUUUUAGAGGGGAAACAACAGCUAGCAUAUCGUUGCUGUUUUUCCAAAACCUUGUAUGUCCAAAUUCCCUUUUUUUUAGGAAAUGAAAAAAAAACGCUGUACUUUUUAAAUGAUUAAAUACUGUGUUCUCAAAGCUGAGAAUGCAAAACCCAGUGACAAACAUUAAAGGGUGACUAAUAAUAAUGAUUUAUUAUCACAAAAUAUGGAGAUACGAGAAGGACAGCAGCAAUAUUUAGGAUGCUAAUGAAUGUUUUACCUUUAAAUCCAAUAAAAACACUAUUCACCCUUUCUUUCAUGUCCAAGUUCACAUUGAAAGCCGGCAAGUGCAUGUACACUGAAAUCAGAUGAUGUCACCUGUUAUUUUCUUGAGAGUAAUGCUGAAAUCUGCUGUUCACAUGUGAAUUUAUUGGUUUUCUGAAAAAAAGCCUUGCAAAAACAAGUCUGUUGUAACAGCUGCAUUUGUUUGUGUAGGAUGCUGUUACAAAGCCCACUUACUGUAUUGUUAAAGAAAAACCGCUGUUGUACAAGGUUUAUGUAUUUAUUCUCUAUUGAUAUAUUUAUGUAUUUAUUUACAUUACAGAGUCUUUUCUUAUGAAAGUGAACUCAGAUUUGACUGAAAUGCCUGCAUCUGUAUCUUUACAUAGACAGCACAGAUUCACUGUUGUAUUCUCAUAUUGCCUCUGAACUGGGACUUGAUUGAUGGACUGAUGCAGAAAAACAUGCAGCUUAUUAGAAAAUUGUUGACAAAAAAGUUGUUUUGUUGCUGACCUGCAGCCCAAGCCUUCAGAUACCAAGACCAUGUUUUCUGAUAUAGAGCUCAAAAACAUUAAAAACACAUGCAAAAAUCCAUGCCACACUUGUUUGGUUGUUUAUUUUUGUAAAGGUUAGCAGAUUUUCCACAUUGCCCAUGAAGUGUUUUUGCUGAAAUGAGCAGACCUGAACAGUUACCUUCAUUUUCUUUCCUACUUGCAAGACGAAACAUUCUGCAUGUUACUCUUGUAAAUGUUUUUCUUUUUGUUCAACAUAUCAUCUCAGAACGAAACAGAAAAUAAUAAAUGUCUUUAAAAAAAAGAGUGUUGUGAUUUAUUAGAUAUAUGUACACAGGGCUGGGAAGGUUACUUUUAAAAUGUAUUUCACUACAGAUUACAAAAUACAUGCUUUAAAAAGUAAUUUGUAACGUAUUUCGUUAGAUUACACAAGUUCUGUAACUUAAUCGAAAUACUUUAGAAUACUUUGGAAUACUGAUCAGGUACGUAACACAAAGGGAUCACCAAACAGAGGACUUGGUUUUCCU